This is a messenger RNA of Ostrea edulis (European flat oyster), 2612 nucleotides long. RefSeq lists its product as uncharacterized. Gene Ontology annotation, cellular component: cell-cell junction. Gene Ontology annotation, molecular function: cell adhesion molecule binding. Gene Ontology annotation, biological process: cell-cell adhesion. The record is from RefSeq and is a predicted model, not a curated record. The transcript is spliced from 20 exons. The coding region runs from base 208 to 2481 and encodes 757 amino acids. Lineage: Eukaryota; Metazoa; Mollusca; Bivalvia; Ostreida; Ostreidae.
UGAGACCCUCAAAAUAGACGCUUGACUUCAUUUUUGUAGUAGUUAAACAGGAAAUACAUUUUAAAUAGAAAAAAAUAUCUAACAAGGAAGAACUAUAUGUUUUCUAAUUUCCAUUCGAGCGCUGGACUGUAAAUACAAAAACGAAGUAAAGUCUCUCUUUGAAGGAUACUCUCGUUUUGGAUUUUAUAUGGGCUCAGGUUCCGGAAUAUGAUGGUUAUUUGGGGACUCUUCCUCCUUCUGUUUAUUCGGGAACGCACCGAGUGUACAGUCCUUGUUCAGCCAUCACCGAUCGCUAACGUGACUUAUGGGAAGCCCCUGUACUUCAAUUGUACAUCCCCACCAUCAUGGGAGGCUGUCACUCUUAACAUUCCUGGUGAAACUGGUUUCAAAUUCGCCAUAAUUAAUGGCGGACAAUGUGAUGUUCCUAAUAACAGACGGGCAGAUUACAGCAUUGCUUGUCAUGGGAACACACUAACGUAUGGGAUUAUGAAGCCACGAGACAAUACAAUAUGGCGAUGUACCUUUAGCAGCUCGGGUGUUACGGAACACGGUAACACCACCGUCAGUUUACAAGCAGAUGAACCUGUCAUACUACCACAAAGACGUACCUAUACCAUCAUAGAGGGUUCCAACAUUUCCAUUCCGUGUACAUUUACUGGUGCACCGAUAUACAACACUACCUGGGAACACGACAAUAUUGUCAUGCAAUGGUCAGAUCAAACUCGGCCCUUGGUUCUGAGUUUACAGAAUGUCUCCAGAUCAGCUGCAGGAAAUUACACCUGUAACGUAACUGUUACCUUUAAGGGAACCUACACCGCCUCAAAUACAGUAAAUUUGAUCGUUGAAUAUCCGCCUACAUUGAAACCAAGUAUUGACACUACCGUCAAUGAAGGAACCGGAUCUGUGUCGCUUGCCUGUGAGAUUUUAGUAGAAGGGUAUCCCAGAAAUUACAGCGACCUCUACUGGCAGCACUGGAUAGGGAGCCAGUUGAUAAGAGAACUAGCUUCCGACACCCAUCUUACCAUUCCUACUGUCAAAAAAUAUACUCUAACUUUGAAAUCGGUUUCGUAUAAUAACACGGGACGUUACGUGUGCGUAAUGGGAAAUGGAAUUUCGAAUUUGGAUGGGAAGGUCGAACAAACUGCCCAAGUGGAACUGGUCGUGCAAGCUAUUCCAAGAAUCUUACGACCAAAGCAUGAGUAUCAUGGUCAAGUUGGAAAAACAUUGAAAAUAAUGUUUAACAGCGUUGGUCAUCCGAAAGCAAAUUAUCAUAUCAACUCCUUAGCGGGAAAUUCUACUAUCCAAUUCAAUAAAACGGAGACAUUAGGCGGAAUUGAUGUAGUCAUAAAUGAUGAAGUAAUCAAAAUGAAUGGAACUACCUUGGAAAUGGAUUUUGGCAAGAUAAGACACAGGUUCAGCACACUUUACCAGUUGAUAGCAGAGAAUUCCAUGGGAAGAGUAACUCAUAGCUUCUUGGUUCAAGGACACGAUUUUCCGAUUAAACCUUUCCAUAUCCAUUUCAAAAGAUACGAUGCCUCCGCUUUCCUUGAGUGGGAAGCUGCUACUCCAGACUUAGACAUGACUUAUGAAGUUAUUCUUAAGAAUUAUACUGGAGACGACAUUAUCAAUAUAAUUCCUGGAUCAAAUGAAACAGUUUACAAAUAUUGGUUGACUAAUCUCACACUGAACAAAGAGUAUAUCAUUCAGCUGUGUACAACAAAUGUUGUUGGUAGAAACUGCAGUUCCACAUUCAAAAUAAAAAUGGACAAACCUAUAUCUAUAACUUUGCAAGCCAAUCAGAUGCCGAUCUCGGAAACGACUCUAAUCUCUAUUGUUGUUGGUAGUGUGGGACUUCUAAACAUCCUUGUGGUUGUUCUGAUGGCCAGGAAUAAAAAAAAGCAUCGUAAAAAAAAAAGUCUCUCCUCCUUCGAAAGACAAAAUGUUCCCUCGAGAAGCAACAGUUGUUCGAUGCAAAGACCGACCAAUGAUUUAGAGACCUCCGAAAAUAACUGUGAAAGGACAGUGAACUUCUCUGCUGACACUUACCUGACGCCACAAUGCCUGACCUCACCGCAAUCAAAAUCACCCUCAUGGCAAUCAAACUUGGAUGGGAAUGAAUAUGCAAGUGUAGACGAUCCAACCCUCAUGAAAAUUGUUGCCCAACGAAAUCACAAUGUUGGAAUAUUCCGAUUAAAUGGUGGUGAUCCAGUGAACACUGGCAGUGUGCCAAACCUCCCAUCCCGAGUAACUCGAAACGUUAGUGAAACCAUGGUAACUCCUAACGCUUGUCCAGGAAACGAGUACUUGGAGAUGGAAAAGACAGCAGGUAUACCAAAGUCAACUAUGUCUCCAAGCUUGCAGUUUAAAAUCCCUAACCAAACCAUUAGCGAAGACUUUGAAUUCACUCAUUACGUCUCUAUGGAUGAUGAAGAUGAUAAGAAAAGUCCAGAGGUUCAGAAUGGUGGCUACAGUCAAAUAUGAACAUAAGAAAAGUCCGGAAGUUCAGAAUGCAUGGUGGCUACAAUGAUGUUGAAUAUUGCAAAUAGAAAGUGACUUCUUGUUUCCGUUGGUUUAUCAGUUUGGAGAAUAAAAAAAAAUGUUUUGUGUUUAAA